Messenger RNA from Trichoderma breve, 1299 nucleotides. RefSeq names its product exonuclease domain-containing protein. The transcript has a single exon. The record is from RefSeq and is a predicted model, not a curated record. Gene Ontology annotation, cellular component: nucleus. Gene Ontology annotation, biological process: rRNA processing; ribosomal large subunit assembly. NCBI's taxonomy places the organism in Eukaryota, Fungi, Ascomycota, Sordariomycetes, Hypocreales, Hypocreaceae. Gene Ontology annotation, molecular function: nucleic acid binding; exonuclease activity. Bases 1 to 1299 code for a protein of 432 amino acids.
AUGGCUUCAUCGUUGCAGCAGCCACCCCCAAACCUCGAGUAUGGAGGCAACAAGUACUCCCAACUUUCCAGCAGGCAACAGUCCAUCAUCUACGAUGAGUUGUUGAAGAAAUGCCAUCCGCUCCAAGUUCUCCGGGCGGAGCUUCAUGUCCUUGAGAAUGAAGGACGACCCGUCGGCGUUCCGAACAAGCCAAAGCUUAAGCUAAAACAGUUUGUAGCAGCUCCCAAUGGACAAACUUCGACUGGAGCACGAAGAGCUAUUUCCAUCGGCUGUGAAUGGGGGGAAGCUGAAAAUCAUCGAAGCGAAUUGCUGGCUAUUUGUGCCAUCGACGUUCUUACUGGCGAAACGUUGAUCGAAUCCCUCGUUGCGCCAUCACGGCCAAUAUGGGAUUGGCGUACUAAGCAUCAUGGUAUCUCCCCCCAAAAGAUUGAUGCCGCAGUGCAGGAGAAACAGUGCCUUCGUGGUUGGACACAAGCACGAGAGAAGCUUUUUGAGCACCUUGAUCGGAAGACUAUCCUCGUCGGGUAUGAAACUGGCAUCGACUUGAGGUUGCUGCGCUUGUUUCACACAACAAUUGUCGACUCACAGAUACUGGGAAUAUCUGCCAUCUUCGGCCAAGAAGGGGGAAAGAAACCAUCCCCAGAAUGCCUAAUGUUUAGGAUUUGCAGGGAUUUUCUUGGUAUGCCAAUCCAACAGAAUGCUUUUUACGACAGUGGCACCGACAAAGUCUUUGAGAAGGCACUGGUAUCGAGAGAGAUUGCAUUGCAAUGUAUCCAGCGGCCUAAUAUCUUUAAAAAAUGGGGGAAUAAAUGGAAAACUGAGUUGAAGAAAGUUCCUAAAGUCAAGAAUGCAAGUCCAGAAAAGAAAGCGGGUCAAGGAAAGAAAGCAGGUCAAGACAAGAAUAAUGCGAAAACAGCGAAGACGCAAAAUAAGGCAAAAGAGACGGGCGCUCCGGAUGCCCAUCCUAAUGUCGAGACAACCUCCGGUCCCAUCUCGGACAAGAGCCAAGCUGCAGGCACAUUCAGCCAGGGAUAUGAGGCCGGGUACCUGGCCGCAUACCAGGCCGCCUACCAAGCUGCCUUCCAGAGUGGCUUUCAAACGGGUUACGAGAAAUGCCUCGAAAAAGUAAAUUCGCAAGAGAAUCAAGCAAUGACCAACAAGCUCCACCAGUCUCAAAAUGCAUACGAACACACUCAUCAGGAAUCGACCCAGCAUACGGAUGGGGAAGACAUUUUUGACGACCACAGCGGGGUACUGAGCCAGGAUGAGAGUUAUGAUAACGAUUGGGCACCGGCAUAG